Vombatus ursinus (common wombat) is the source of this 2178-nucleotide messenger RNA. RefSeq names its product angel homolog 2 (gene ANGEL2). NCBI's taxonomy places the organism in Eukaryota, Metazoa, Chordata, Mammalia, Diprotodontia, Vombatidae. The coding region runs from base 329 to 1909 and encodes 526 amino acids. The transcript is spliced from 10 exons. Gene Ontology annotation, biological process: 3'-UTR-mediated mRNA stabilization. Gene Ontology annotation, molecular function: mRNA 3'-UTR binding; 3'-5'-RNA exonuclease activity. The record is from RefSeq and is a predicted model, not a curated record.
AGGCAGCAGGCCUCCGGAAGGAGGAGGAUGGAAGCGUGGCGCUGUGUGAGGAGGGGCUACAGCCGCUGUGCGGUGGGAAGAGGCCGCUUCAGGUGAGAAGAGCAAGACUUCGCUCUGACUUUGAACAUUCCUUCUCCUGCUGCACAUGUCUGCUGAGGGAAGGCUACUAGGAGCCAGCUUCACAACUUACGUUUGUACCAUCAAAGGCAACUUCCACCUCCUGCUGCCAGCCUGAUCUCCCAACCUGGAUGUGAAGAGCCUCCUGUGACAAGAGGAUCCAACCUCUCUUUGACUUCAGGCCUUCUUUCUCCUGCUGAGCAGAUAUCCCAUGUUACCCUAUCACCUGCAGAGCCUGGGCAGAGACAGGAUUACGCCAUGGGAUAUUUCUCAAAGAUUUUGCUGGAACAGACACAUCUCUAGUUAUAUGAGGUGGCCUGGAAAUUAUUCUUGGGCUCCUUAUCCAUACUUCAGCAGUCAACAUUGCCCAGUCAAUUGGAGGCCACCUUGUUUGUUUCUACCUAAUAGAAAUCAGUUUCAGCACUGGAAUUGGAGACCUGACAACUUUGCACAUACAUCUUUGUUUCACCUUUCUAGUUACGUCAUGGACUCUGAGGGAGAUAAGCCAUCAUCAAAACGUCAAAAAACCCAAGGCGUGAUAAAGCGGCAUUGGGAAUAUCUCUGUCACCAUAAUAAAGAAAACAUGAAGAUCCUAGGAGAUAAACAUGUUGAUCAAAAAUAUAAAGAUGAGAAGGAAAAAUUUGAGUUUUCAGUCAUGUCCUAUAAUAUCCUUUCACAGGAUUUAUUGGAGGAUAACUCGUAUCUCUAUAGACACUGCCGAAAACCAGUCUUGAUCUGGGGCUUUAGGUUUCCCAAUAUCCUAAGAGAAAUUAAACACAUGGAUGCAGAUAUUCUUUGUUUACAAGAAGUACAAGAAGAUCAUUAUAGAAAAGAGAUCAAGCCAAAUUUGGAAUCAUUAGGAUAUCAUUGUGAAUAUAAAAUGAGAACAGGAAGGAAACCUGAUGGCUGUGCCAUUUGCUUCAAAUGUUCCAAAUUUACUCUAUUAUCAGCAAACCCUGUGGAAUUUUACCGCCGUGAUAUACCCCUAUUGGACAGAGACAAUGUUGGACUGGUAUUACUCCUGCAGCCCAAAUUUCAUUGUACUGUCUCUCCUAUAUGUGUAGCUAAUACACAUCUAUUGUAUAAUCCAAGGCGAGGUGAUAUUAAAUUGACUCAGCUGGCUAUGCUGUUAGCAGAGAUUUCCAGUGUUGCCCAUCAGAAAGAUGGCACUGUCUGUCCCAUCAUUAUUUGUGGUGACUUUAAUUCAGUUCCUGGCUCUCCACUCUACAGUUUUAUAAAGGAAGGAAAAUUGAAUUAUGAAGGACUUGCCAUAGGAAAAGUUUCUGGUCAGGAACAGUCUCCUCGGGGACAAAGAAUUUUGUCUAUUCCAAUAUGGCCUCCGAGCUUGGGUAUUUCACAGAAUUGUGUCUAUGAGAUACCACAGGUAACAAGAGUAGAAAAGGCAGAAGAAGAUGAUGUGACACAAAAACAUUUGGAAAAAACAGAAGUCCUAGUGGCAGCUAAAAAAUUAUCUUCAAACUUACACCACCAUUUUAGCUUGUCAUCUGUAUAUUCACAUUACCUUCCCAACACUGGAAUUCCAGAAGUGACAACUUGUCAUUCAAAAAAUGCUGUAACAGUGGAUUACAUUUUCUAUUCAACAGAAAAGGAAGCUAUUAACACACAGCAAGGUAAAAAAGGAACAGAAGUUGCUUUGGUUGGUGGCUUGAAACUUCUAGGAAGACUGUCACUUCUUACAGAAGAAGACUUAUGGACUGUUAAUGGACUUCCUAAUGAAAAUAAUUCUUCAGAUCAUCUGCCUUUAUUGGCCAAGUUCAGGCUUGAACUCUGACACUAUUUCUUUCAUGCAGUCUUCUUCCUUAUUAUUCCAUUCAAGGAAUAACAGUUUGCAUGCUGAUUUUGUGUGUAUAGUUUCUACAGACUUGGUGUUAAGUGAUUAUAGUAAUUUGUGAUUUAACAAAAUAUAGAUCUAAAGUUUUACAUUAAUGUCCUUUUUUUAUAAACUAUUUGCCAGACUAGUAAGAAAAUGGCAUUUUUUUUCAGAGAUGUAAAUAGUUUUUAUUGUAAAUUUCAGUAAAAUUGACUAGUUCUUAAAAACAA